UCUCUCUCUCUCUCGCGACAAUGGCAACAACCGCGGCGCAAACGGUCUCAGACGCAAAGCGGAACCCCUUGUCGGCGACGGCCGUCGAAACCGCCGGCGAGGGCGCCUUGCCGUCGACAUUUCGCCUCCUCUCCUCCUAUCUCGGCGUCAGCUUCGCGGUCUUCUUGGGGUUCCUCCCGAGGGCGUCCCUCUCGUACCUUCCUUCUCUCCAGUCUCGCAACCGGAUCCUCGCCCUGAAGCUCUUCCAGGCGGAGGACCAGCUCCGCCAGCUCCGCUCGCGCCGCCGUGAGGACGCCAAGGCCAACGCCCGGGUCGCCGAGAUCUUCGCCGGUCACCGCCACGCCUGGCACCAGGAGGAGCGCCGCCUCGUCCACCAGCUCUCCGCCGCCGACAACGACAUCGCCACACUCAAAGCUCGCAUCGCCGACCUCGAGAAAACCGAAGCCGACCUCAGAUCCUUCGUUAAAAAGCUUGAGAAAGAGGUGAGCGAGAGGGACGAGAUGUUGGAUUUCAUGGCGAGGAAGGCCGAAGGAGGAGGGAACUUCACGGAGAAGGAGAAGGAUUUGAGUUUGGAGGAGGAGGAAUUGUGCGCGGAUUUCUCGGCGAUGGGGGGAAAGUUUAGGUUUUCGGAGGAGGGUUUGGAUCCGGUGGUGCCGGAUGGUUCUUUCUCGGAGAGGAACUCAGAGUUGGAUGAGAUGGUGGCGCUCUAUGCGCGGCAGAACGGUUUGGGCCGGGAUUUCUUUCCUCCACCGGCGGCGGCGCCGGCUUGGAAGCCGUGGACGGAUAGAUCGGCCGGAUGGGAGAAUGAUUGCCUUGAUUCCAUGUACCAUAUGAAGCCUUUUGUACCAAGGAGGGAGUCCCCUUGGAAAGUAGAUGGUGAAUCAGCAGGAGUUUCCUCUAAGCUUAAAUUACUGGAACAAGAACUAAUCAAUUUGGAGAAAGUCGGGAAGGGUGAUUUGUCCACGAUCUCAUCAUUGAUGAGGAAGCAGGCAAAGAGAUACCAAUCUCUUGCUGGUAAAAUUGAUGAUUUAUGCAGGAGAAUGCAAGUUAGUGACCCUUGCGAUCCAAAUCUCAGCCCAGAGUUCCGAACACAAAGACAGACUGAAUUUUUGCUAGAGGCAUUCCAUCUUCAAAAUCGGGCUACAGAAAUAAGACACAAGCUGAGCACACUGCAAACUGAGACAACCAAAAGCAAUUUCGGAGAUGAGCUAACAGCACAGGCCAAGUUGAGCACAAGAAGAUCAUUGGAUUUAGUUAGAAACAACUUUAAGGAAAUACAAAGGAAUUUGGAGAUUUGGUUAGCCCGAAUUAUGGGUGAUUUGGAGGGCAUUUUGGCCAGGGACAGUGCAUCACGUGUAAGGGAUUACCAUGUAUCUCCAUACCCUUUUGUCCGAUGAUAUCCCAAUUAUUACUAUCUUCUUGUUGGUUCUACUUGCUCGAUCUUAUGUAGUGUCCUGUAUGUACUUCGCAUGUGCAGGCUAACGGAAAAAUUGAGGAACAUUUGAACAGGGGCACAGAUUGCUGAAUAAGCCAACGAUAGGUGAAGAAUAAGGGAAGUCAGGGAACUGGAAUCAGGCAGUGCUGUCAUUGUAAAGGCAUGCCUUGGAUGUAAAGUAUUUAUGCAAGGCUUGCCAUCUUUUAGGUUUUAUGGCCUUUAUAGCUCGAGGCUUGUGUCCUACAUUCACCUGCCUCUGCAAAUCACCACCCUAUUCUAUUUUUGCACUGAUCUGCAUUGAAGGUUGUCUCCCAUAUGCUGUACCCAUCGACAUAGAAGAUACACUGGCAGUUGUCUCAAGAAGUGAAUGAAGAAAUUCGGCUGUGACUAGCUGUGACGGCUAAUCGUCCAAUCAGGGAAAUGUGCUGAAGAAACCCAAGGGGACAGGAUUGAAGGAAUGAAGAAAUCGAGGAUCAAGGAAUGGGGCAGAAGAGCUGGUUCAAUCUCUGUCCUGCGAACCAAUCCAUACAGCACAGGUUUGCCACGAAAUCUGGGACUGUAGCACAGAGCAUGAUGUUGGAUUAUGACACCAAAGAACAAUUGCCAUUAGUAAUAUUAUCAAUUGGCUAUAGCAUCCAGUGCCUAACAUGAUUGCCUAUUAUGGAUUGUAUGAUUGCUUAUUAUCUGAACCUUUUUGGGGAAGCAUCAAUGAACUUAGGUGUAUAAUUCGUGCCA
Messenger RNA from Phoenix dactylifera (date palm), 2170 nucleotides. The record is from RefSeq and is a predicted model, not a curated record. Lineage: Eukaryota; Viridiplantae; Streptophyta; Magnoliopsida; Arecales; Arecaceae.